GUCAGUGUUGUGUCGUCUGCUGUGUGAGAUUGUUGUUGUUGCUGCGGCUGCUGCUGCCCUGCUCGCUGAGCUUUUUUCUGAAGAACUGUUGAAGAUUUGGUGGAGACUUCCCAUUUUCUUUGUUAACCUGUUACCAUGGCCCCUGUUGUCGAAGUUUGGGGUGAUCUCUUUGCCAUGCCCACGGCUUCAGCUCAUGCUGUGAGUGUCGAUCUUCUAAUGGGACCAGGGGUUGCAGUCGGCUUCAAGGAAGAUAAUAAGCCUCUGCAGGGCAAGAGAGUCGGCGAGGUGGCCUACCUCAAGCACAACACCAGCUACAUCUUCUACCUCAUCACCAAGGAGCGCUACUCAGACAAGAGGAUCUCUCUGGACACCGUCCUCAGCUGCCUUGUCAAUCUCAAGAUGCUGUGCAUUUCUCUUGGUGUACGAGAAGUUUCAAUGCCCCGGGUGUGCUGUGGGACUGACCUGCUGAAGUAUGAAGAUGUACUGCCGCUGAUCCGUACUGCUUUCUGCGACUGCAUUGUAAAAGUCAACAUUGUGACUCCACCUCCAACUUUCAAUGGAAUGUCAGUGCUUGGCGACAGUCAGGGACUUCGCCUGCUUCUCAACCGAGGAAAACUUCCUGCUGGCUUCAAGACAAAACCAUUUCCCCGGUCUGCUGGUUUCUCUGUGUCUGGACUCACAGUAAAUGGCCUACUGAAAGCUUUGGAUAAGGUUCCGAACAACUCUCUUGGUGAUGCCCUCGUCUUCAUUGGCACCAACGAUCUUCUUACUCUGGCAGCGAGGGAGUCUGGACAUGUAAGUUAAAACACUAAAAG
Messenger RNA from Frankliniella occidentalis (western flower thrips), 815 nucleotides. Its product is annotated as ADP-ribose glycohydrolase OARD1-like. The transcript has 2 exons. Gene Ontology annotation, biological process: peptidyl-glutamate ADP-deribosylation. Bases 136 to 804 code for a protein of 222 amino acids. NCBI's taxonomy places the organism in Eukaryota, Metazoa, Arthropoda, Insecta, Thysanoptera, Thripidae. The record is from RefSeq and is a predicted model, not a curated record.